AUGGACGCCGUCAACGCAUUUAACCACGAGUUAUUCUCGUUGAUGGAUUCCAAGCCCCCAAUUUCCCGAGCUAAGAUGAUAUCAAUCACCAAAUCGGCCAUCAAAGCUAUGAAACUGUACAAACAUGUGGUCCAAAUUGUGGAAAAGUUUAUCAAAAAGUGUAAGUCUGAGUACAAAGUUGCUGGUCUUUAUGUGGUAGACUCUAUUGUUCGACAGUCUAGACACCAGUUUGGAGCCGAUAAGGAUGUUUUUGGACCUAGAUUUACCAAAAAUAUUGUUGGAACUUUUGAAAAUCUCUGCCUUUGCCCAUUAGAAGACAGGAGUAAACUAGUGCGUGUUCUUAAUCUAUGGCAGAAAAACGGUGUGUUCAAAAUUGACAUAAUUCAGCCUCUCUUGGACAUGGCAGCAGCUAACACCAGUGCUGCUACCUUCUCGGAGGCAGAUGAGUCAGCCUAUUCUCCACCAUCACCCAAAGACGCUCAUCCUGAAGAAGAGGUCCCAAACUCCACCGUGGCCACGACGACUGCUCAGCUCCAAACCUCCAAUGCCUUGGCUGCAGUGGCUCAGCUUUUCCAAUCCACACAAGGGCAGCAGCUUCAGCAGAUGCUCCAGAAUUUUCAACCAAAACCUGUAAAAGCAGAGGCCAUAAUGCAGCCACCACACCCCCUGAGUCAGAGCAUCGCCACAAGCCUUGGGCUGGUCCCUCCACACCCCCCUCUGCCCCCAGCACCAGCGCAGCCACCAACGCAGCAGUCAACUGCAUUAGCCAAGACACUGCUGGAUCGCUUUGAUUAUGACGAUGAACCAGAUGCUGGUGAAGAAACCAAAAAGGAUGAACUGCAACCUUCAAUUAGUACACAGGCCCCCUCAGCCUUGCCACAGCACACGGAGCACUUUAAACAGAUGUUGCAAGAUCUUUCACAGGGUCCACCGCCUCUUAAUGGCCAGCCACAAAUGUUUGGCUUGCCACCUGGUCAGGUAUUUCCUGGAGGAGUUAUGAUCCCUCCUCCAGGACAGUUUCAGAUGGGACAACCUCCUCUAGGCUCAGUGGGGCCCACUGGCUUCCAGGGGGGUUAUCCCCCUCAAAAUUCAGGCCAACAGCAACAGGAUUUAUCAACGGAUACAGAGGCGUCCAUGAAGGAUGGAAAACACCGUCGCAGAUCACACUCCGGCUCAAGGUCACCAAAGCGGAGGAGGUCGCGGUCAAAUUCCCGGUCCCGGCGUUCUCGUCACCGGAGGUCUCGCUCCAGAGAGCGGCGCCAUCAUUCACCACGCUCACGUUCACAGGAGCGCAGAGAGCGCGACAGGGAGCGCAGGCAGAGGGGGCUCCCUCCUCUGAAGAGUCACACACUGAGUGUUUGCACAACAACACUCUGGGUUGGACAGCUGGAUAAAAGAACGCAGCAACAAGAUGUGGAAUGUUUAUUUGAGGAGUUUGGACAGAUCGACUCAAUUAAUAUGAUCCCACCGCGUGGUUGUGCAUAUAUUGUCAUGGUGCAUAGACAAGAUGCAUACAGGGCCCUACAAAAGCUUGGCCGAGGGAAUUUCAAAGUGAACCAGAAAACCAUUAAGAUUGCGUGGGCAUUGAACAAAGGGAUUAAAGCUGAUUUUAAACAGUAUUGGGAUGUGGAUAAUGGGGUCGUAUACAUACCAUGGUCAAAGAUGAAAGAGGAAGACCUCAAUGAGCUCAAAGAUGGGGCCACACUGGAUAUAGAAUCUUUGGCACCAGAGUGGAGUUCAGCAAGUAAAACUCUUGAAAUCUCAGAAGAAAUCACUCACAAUGGCCGCACUGAGCCACAGCCAGAAGAAUCCCAAGUGGUCCCUCUCCUCACGCCUGCCGCAACCACUGUCCCUCCUGUUCAGAUUGCCCCUGCUCAGCCUACCGCGGUGACAGCAGUUGGUGCGGUCCAGCCCCCUGUGUUCCCAGGUCCCAUGGGUGUGCCUUUGCCUUCCUUUCCCCCUGGCAUCCCUCCACCUUUCCUCCGACCAGGGUUCAACCCGUUGCAUAUGCCUCCAGGCUUUCUACCCCCUGGUGGAAUGCCGCUGGGCCCACCCCCGUCAAAACCAGAGAAUCCUCCAGUGGACCCAGCCAGUCUUGGUAACAGACAACAUGAAAACAUGCGAGAUGGACCAAUGCUUUUUAACCACUUAGGACCUAUGGGUAAUCUUAUUAUUGGUCAUCCUGGUGGUCUAGCUCCAGGUCCUACUGGGAUCCCCAGGGGUCCUCCCCCUGCUGGACUCAGUGGUCUGCCCGGAGGGAUACCGGGUGGUCCUCCUGUGACCCUCUCAGGGGCCCCAGAGGAGGCCCCCUCAGUAGUCUACCUGGUGCUCCACGCUUUGAGGGUCAACAUGUCGGCCCCCCCUUUGGUGCACCACAUGGUGGGCCAAGACCCAGUCUGCCCGGCCCUUUGCCUCCUGCAGGAUUCCACGGUGGGCCACCUGGAGGACCCCCUAAUGAAGGACUUCACGGCGGUUUCCAUGGUGGUCUCCAUGGUAAUGGAUUACUCAGAGGACCACCACCUGGUGCUGUACCUGGAAGUUUUCAUGGUGGUCUGCAUGGAGGUCCACCAAGUGAGGGUCACCCUGGCGCUGCUCCUGGUGGUGGUCUGCUUGGUCCAAGAGGAGCCCCACCCGGUGGUCCUCCUGGAGCCCCGUCCCUUGAGGAUCAGCAUGUUGGGCCCCCUGUCGGGGGUCUUAUUGGUAGUCCACCUGGUGGUCCCAGGUCUGGACCACCUGCAAACAUUCAUUCAAGUGGGGGUCUUCUUGGUGCCCGGCCAGGACUCAUCCCUCUCCAGCGCCCCCCUGGUUUUCCUCCUCCUCAAGGCUCUCACCCCGGGGGUCCUGCGCCUUCUCAAAUUAUGGAUCGAGGACAGCACUCUCAAAUGCAUCCUGAUGAUUUGCCAAGCUUCCCUCCACACAAUUCAAGGGGUUCUUUCCCUCCUCAGGGCCCACCUUCAUUCACCAGACCGGGAGGUCCUCGGGGUGACCGUGGCAGAGAGAGUCCAGAGGAAAUGGAAGGACGUCUGUUCAGAGGGGAGCGGCCUGGGUUUAUGGACCGUGAACCUGAGAGAGACUGGGACCGGGACAGAGAGCGCGGCUUUGGGGGUGGGAGACGUUCUUUUGGUGAGGGAGGGAGGGGAGGGGACAGAACUGAUGGAAGAGACAGAUCUUCAGGAUGGCAGGACGAUGGGAAUUUGCGUGGAGGAUGGGAGCGAGACCGCGGACGAGAUCGAGACCGUGAGCGAGACAGAGACCGAGACAGAGACCGACGGGACUGGAGGGAGAGACGAAACAGUCCAGAUAGAGACAGAGGACGGGACACAGGAGAAAAGAGGGAGGCAGGGGACAAGAGGGAGGCUGUGGAGAGGCGAGAUAGAGGGAGGGGGGAACGAUUGGAGCGAGGCAGCAGAGAUCGAGACCGAGGGAGAUCAGUGUAAAGCUGCAAAAAUGGUCCUUAAAGCAGUUUGUGUUUUGAAAGGAGCUGGUGACACGAGCGGCACUGUUCAUUUUACGCAGGAGGGUGAUUCAACGCCUGUCCAAAUCACUGGAGAAAUCAAAGGCCUUACUCCUGGUGAGCAUGGCUUCCACGUCCAUGCAUUUGGUGACAACACAAACGGCUGCAUCAGUGCUGGUCCUCACUUUAACCCUCACAACAAGACUCAUGCUGGUCCCAAUGAUGCGGACAGGCAUGUGGGAGACCUUGGCAACGUUACUGCAGGAGUUGAUAAUGUCGCCAAGAUCAACAUCACAGAUAAGGUCAUCUCUCUUGCUGGCCCCAAUUCUAUCAUUGGCAGAACUAUGGUGAUACAUGAAGGGACUGAUGACCUUGGAAAAGGGGGCAACGAGGAAAGCUUAAAAACUGGCAACGCUGGAGCACGUCUGGCCUGUGGAGUCAUUGGUAUUGCCCAGUAA
Molecule: messenger RNA, 3912 nt
Organism: Knipowitschia caucasica
Lineage: Eukaryota; Metazoa; Chordata; Actinopteri; Gobiiformes; Gobiidae
Source: the annotation of a GenBank genome assembly